ACGAACCCUGGGCUGCUGAAGCAGAGUGGGCGAACUUCACCACUACAGUACGGGGCCGGCCCUUCAGGAUUUGUUUUUUUUCGUGGGGGCGAUCUUUAAGAUUUUCUACAUAUAAGAUUGUGUCAUCUGCAAACACAGUGAGCUGGACAUGAUUUCCACGAGGGUGAUGGACAUCAAGGUUCGGGAGGCUGCAGAAGGCCUUGGGGAGGACAGCACAGGAAAGAAAAAAUCCAAAUUCAAAACAUUUAAGAAGUUCUUUGGGAAGAAAAAGAGAAAGGAAUCGCCUUCGUCCACAGGAAGUAGCACCUGGAAACAAAGUCAGGCGAAGAGUGAGGUCAUUGCCAUUGAGUCAGGGCCAGUGGGCUAUGACUCAGAGGAUGAGCUCGAGGAGUCGAGGGGCACGCUGGGCAGCCGAGCCCUCUCACACGACAGUAUUUUCAUUCCUGAGUCGGGACAGGACCCCACUCGGCCUGUGCGGGUAUUUUCCCAAGAAAACGUGUGCGACCGGAUCAAAGCUCUGCAGGUAAAAAUACAGUGCAAUGUGAAAAUGGGGCCGCCCCCUCCUCCAGGGGGCCUUCCUGCCAAGCGGGGAGAUGAUGCCGGCAUGAGUUCCGAGGACGAUGGUCUGCCCAGGAGCCCCCCGGAGAUGUCCCUGCUGCAUGGCAUCGGUCCCGGCACAACCAUAAAGGCAACUCUGGUGGCCCCGGUGCAGGCGAGCGAUGCCACUGUCUCCCCACGGACCUCAGACAGCAGCUUGGCACCCGUGGCUGAUUUCGAUUAUCCCCCAGAAUUCUCCUCCUGCCUGGACAAUUCUGCAGCUAAGCACAAGCUUCUGGUUAAGCCCCGCAACCAGCGGUCAAGCAAAAUGAGGCGGCUGUCAUCGCGAGCACAGUCUGAAUCCCUGAGCGAUCUGACAUGUACCCCAGAGGAGGAGGAAUAUGAUGAGAAGCCAUUACCCAAAGUCAGCACGGAAGAGAACCCCAGUCCCAGACAGCAGGAUGUGGUGCUGGACAGGGGCCCUGAGCCUGGGGCACCGGCCACCGUGCUGCAACCCGGGGGGCCCCGUGCGAGACGGGCGCGCCUGCAGCACUGCCCGGCGCUCAGUGCCAGCGCUGAGGAGGAGAGCCCCCCUGAGGAUAACCCCUCCAGCCACCCGGCCACCCCAGAGGUCACUGAGCCCGUGUUAGGCCAAGCCCCCUGCUCGGAGUCCCCAUCUCUGCCAGAAGGCUCCCUGCACCCUAAUCCUGACAAUGAAAACCAGAGGGAGGAGCUGCCCCUUGCAAACACAUGUACCCGAGCCGAGGACACAGCUGAUGGGGUGGUUUGUGCUUCUGGAGACAUCGAGAGUCAGUUAUCGUCUUACAUCCCUGAGGGGGACAUGACACCUUCUGAGACUGGCCCUGCCACCACCUUGGAGACUCCCUCUGGUCCAAAUGGGCCAGACCAAAAUGUCCAGAAGGAGGUGGAGCUGAUGCUGGAAGUGCCCAGUACCCAGAGAGCAGGGAAAGAAUCUUCUGAGGCCCUGGCCUCAAGCCCCCUGGCCCCCAAGAGCUGCUUGAAGCACAAGGCCCCGGCAGUGACUGUGAGCCUCAUUGCGUCUCCCACCCCGCCCACCUCAGAGUCGCCUCCAGAGGAGCCCACUCCCUGUUCCCUGGACAAAGAGGCUGCCCCCCCGGAGCCCUCCAAGGCUGAGCAGGUGGAGUGCCCACAGGGGGGACCCGAGCGGGUGACGCCGGAGCGGAAAAUCGAGAGAGCAGGCAGCGGGGUGCGCGGCGUGCAGAAGUUCUCUGUGUCGUCGGGCAGGGGGUGGCCACACAAGGGCAGUGCCCGGCGGCUCGAGCGCCCCGGCCCCGUGGGCCCCGCGGCCGUGCGCCUGCCCCUUCUGAGGAGCAGCCUGGCCUGGAAGAGCGAGGCCGCGCUCGAUGACCUCCGGGCGCUCCCUGAGCCCCAGGACGGAAAACUGGACCCUCAGAAGCCACCCUCGCCGGCUGAGUGCGGCUCUGGGGACUCAGGGGACAGGGGGACCAGCCAGGCUGGGCCAGGCAGCAGCCCCCGGGAUGCGGCGACCACACCAGCCACAAGAGACCCCUGCACAGCUGCUCCGGAGCCACCCCUGAGUGAGGACAGAAACCCCUUUCCUGUCAAGCUCCGGUCCACUUCUCUCUCUUUCAAACACAGGGAUGUGUCCUCUCCGGAAGUAAAAGGCGUAAAGAGAUACAGUGCCGAGAUCCGGCUAGAAAAAGGAGGACUGACUGUGCUCUCGAAAGAUGAGAAUUGUCAGACGGGGACGGCCCCCACCACUCGAGGUGCCAGGUCUCCAAACGACCAAGGAAAGGGGAAGGCCCGGUCAUCGGAGCAGCUCAGCUCCAAACCGCCCCUGCCCCGAAAGCCGCUGCUGCAGACCCUCACCCUCCCACACCCUCCUGCUCCCUCUGAUGCGGGCCCCGGGGAGCUGGAGAAGGUUGAGCCCCAGGACCCCAGAAAGGAGAAUCGGACGGGGGAGAAGAGGUCACCGCACAGGGGAGCUGAGAAGGGCCUGCCUCCCACCGCAGCGGGGACUGGAGCCGAGAGCCAGCCCGCGCCACCCUGGAUCACCAUCGCUCGGCAGAAGCGGCGAGGGGCCCCGGACCAGCUACCCAACCAGGAAGACAAGCCUGGGGCCCGGACCCUGAAGUCUGAAAUAGGAAAGCAAGCCAAGGCACCCGAGAGAGCCCAGGAGCCCAUGAAGCAAGGCGACUUUGUCCGCAGCAAAUCUUUCCUGAUGGCGCCUGCUAAGCCCUCUGUGGACCAGACGGAGGGGACAAGGCGCCGCCUCCAGGAGGGGCUGCAAAGAGGGAUCUCAUUGUCCCAUCAGAACUUGGCUCAGUCUGCAAUGAUGAUGGAAAAAGAAUUGCAUCAGCUGAAGAGAGCCAGUUACACCAGUACAGAUCAGCCAUCCUGGAUGGAACUUGCCAGAAAGAAAUCUCAAGCUUGGAGUGACAUGCCCCAAAUUAUAAAAUAGGUUGACAGUGUGCUGAUAAAGAAUGUCCACUACUUUGACGGGUCACUUAGUUAAAAACUGCCACUAAAUCAAGGCAAACAAACCGUGAAACUUAACAGUGAUUUUAUCAUCAAGUUAUGGGCGAGCUCGGGGAAGAGGAAGGAACCAGGCAAACAAGGAGAACAGACACACAGCCACAGGCCUGGGCCAGAGGUGCCCGAGAACAAGAACACCAUUGAAAAGGGCCAGGAACAAGGUCCUAUGCCCAAAGGUAUGAAUGUGAGUCUUUCAGAAUUCCCUUGAUAAAGGGAGCCCAGACAAGGAAGAAAAUAGAAACGAAAUGCGGAUGCAUGACCGGGACACGCCUGCAAGGCCAGAAGAGAGAGCAUUCCAGGAGAACGUGUCUCUGUGCUUCCACUUGAGAUCCACUUGUGUCUCUGGUCGUUGUCUUGCCUGUGGAUCCCGUCUUCUCCUUUCAUGUUUACUAUUAGGCAUGACAUUUAUGGUAAAACAGGGAUGCCAUUUUCAAGAGCAGCUAUAAAACCAUCAGUUUUCAUGAAGGUAGCCACUCUAAGAAGGAACAUAGCAGAGUUCAUCAAUUCAUAGACUGUUUCCAAAAGUGAUUUUUAAAUUUUUCCACUAGGCAUCUGUGUCCUUAACCAUUGCACAAUACAUUGCCUGUUCAAUAAAAGGUUUCAAACAUGCUUCUGUCAUAUGUGUAAAUGU
This is a messenger RNA of Diceros bicornis minor, 3706 nucleotides long. It is a transcript of the gene CRACDL, whose product is annotated as CRACD like. The transcript is spliced from 12 exons. NCBI's taxonomy places the organism in Eukaryota, Metazoa, Chordata, Mammalia, Perissodactyla, Rhinocerotidae. Bases 149 to 3001 code for a protein of 950 amino acids. The record is from RefSeq and is a predicted model, not a curated record.